Pristis pectinata (smalltooth sawfish) is the source of this 1018-nucleotide messenger RNA. It is a transcript of the gene trappc1, whose product is annotated as trafficking protein particle complex subunit 1. The record is from RefSeq and is a predicted model, not a curated record. Gene Ontology annotation, cellular component: TRAPP complex. The coding region runs from base 280 to 717 and encodes 145 amino acids. Gene Ontology annotation, biological process: endoplasmic reticulum to Golgi vesicle-mediated transport. NCBI's taxonomy places the organism in Eukaryota, Metazoa, Chordata, Chondrichthyes, Rhinopristiformes, Pristidae. The transcript has 6 exons.
CCCCCCCCACUCACUCACUCACACACACCCCCCCCCCCGGAGAUCCACCGGGGGGAGGGUCAACGGGCGCCGCACGACGAGAGGACAGGAAGGCCCCCGUCACAGGCUGUCCAGCGCGGCGCCGGAAUCCGGAGCGACGGUGGGGUGUUUUAACUGGAAUUCCAUUGAAACUUGCCAUGGUUCCUUCUUAGGGUGUGAAGGUUGGAACAGGGAAAGGAGAGUUGGAACAGGUGGGCUUGUCCCAGAAUUGGAAAGUGACACACAGGAGCGUUGUGAAAAAUGACGGUUCACAAUCUAUACAUCUUUGAUCGGAACGGAGUCUGCCUGCACUACAGUGAGUGGAAUCGGAAAAAACAUGCGGGCAUCUCAAGAGAACAAGAAUACCAGCUGAUGUACGGAAUGCUGUUCUCCAUCCGAUCCUUUGUCAACAAGAUGUCUCCUGUUGAUUUAAGAGAUGGUUUCCUGUCAUUUCAAACGAGCAAGUACAAGCUGCAUUACUAUGAGACGGCAACGGGACUUAAAAUUGUCAUGAACACUGACCUGGGCGUGGGCAACAUCAGGGACGUUCUCAGCCAGAUCUACAGCACCAUCUUCGUGGAGCUGGUGGUGAAGAACCCACUGUGCAAUCUGAACGAGCCGAUCCAGAGCGAGCUGUUCCGCACCAAGCUGGACAGUUUUGUCCGUGGGCUGCCCUUCUUCUCCGCACGUGCUGGCUGAGCCCAGACCAUGCUCCAUUUCUCAGCCUCAUUAGCCUAGAAGCAUGAAGUAAAACCACCUCAAGAGACUCUGGUGCUUCGACAGGAGGUCCUGACAGAGAACCUGCACCUCUGCCGGACCUUCAUCCCUUUCCCAUUCGAAUUCUGUUUCUUUCUGUUGUCUCCCUGGGUUUCUGCGCGGUGCUCCAGGGAGCCUGUGCUUGGCGGUGGGACUCCACUUGUCUUUGGUUGCUGAACUCAAGAGCCAUCUUCUGUCGCCUCCCUUCCACCUUUAAGUUAUGAAAUAAAACUGGCCAAAGGUA